AGUCCCGGCGCGCUGCCGCCGCGUGGAGCCGCGCUGCGUGUUCCCGAUCCCAUAUCCCCGAUCCCAUAUCCCCGAUCCCCGUUCCCGGCUCCCUCCGCCGCCCCGAGCCGUGCCCCCGCUGCGGGCCGGCGGCGCGGGGAUGGGCGCGGGGCUGUGAGCGCGGCCGGGAGCCGUGGCCAUGGGGAACAUCUCCUCUAACAUCUCCGCCUUCCAGUCCCUGCACAUCGUCAUGCUGGGCCUGGAUUCGGCGGGCAAGACCACGGUGCUCUACCGCCUCAAGUUCAACGAGUUCGUCAACACCGUGCCCACCAUCGGCUUCAACACGGAGAAGAUCCGGCUCAGCAACGGGACGGCCAAGGGCAUCAGCUGCCACUUCUGGGACGUGGGCGGCCAGGAGAAGCUGCGCCCGCUCUGGAAGUCCUACAGCCGCUGCACCGAUGGCAUCAUCUACGUGGUGGACUCAGUGGACGUGGACCGGCUGGAGGAAGCCAAAACGGAGCUGCACAAGGUGACCAAGUUCGCGGAGAACCAGGGCACCCCGCUGCUGGUCAUCGCCAACAAGCAGGACCUGCCCAAAUCGCUGCCGGUGGCCGAGAUCGAGAAGCAGCUGGCCCUCCACGAGCUGACCCCUUCCACCACCUACCACAUCCAGCCCGCCUGCGCCAUCAUCGGCGAGGGGCUGACGGAGGGCAUGGACAAGCUCUACGAGAUGAUCCUCAAGCGCAGGAAGUCCCUCAAGCAGAAGAAGAAGCGGUAGAAGCCCAGCCGAGGCGGGGAGGGAUGGGGGAGCAGACAAAGGAACCGAGGGGGAGACAGAACCAAAGCGAUUCUUUUGGGUUUAAUAGUUCUUUUUUUUUUUUUUUUUUUUUCCUCUUCAUUUUUUUUCCUCCUUCCCCAAAGGACAGACAAUAGUGGUGAUAACAAAGCGGCUCCCGCCAGCCGAGCCCAGAUCCCGGAGCUCCCCUCUCCCACCGCCCCGUGCUCCUGAGGGUCUGAUCAGGACUCUCCUUGGGCUGGAAACACGGAAAAACCGGGAUGAAUCCCCCCGGGAUGAAUCCCCCCUCUCCAUCUCCGGGACCACCGAGCCUUUGUGUGCCGGGGAACCAGCAGGGCAGGACCCUGUUGAAGCGCGUUCGAGCGGAGCCCAGCGUGCUUUUGGAUCUUUAACGAGGGCAUUUGGGGGCGUCGAUGCCAGCCCCCCACAUGCCUUUUGGGGCGGGGGGUCGGUGCUGCGGGGGAUGUGGAUGCACCGUGGCUCGGCAAGGUCAGCGGGGAGGAGGCUUGCAGCCCUCAUCCCUGCAUCCCUGGAUCCCUCCCCCGCGGGUGGCGGUGGGAAGGGGUGUUGAAAGCUUGGGUGGGGGGGUUGGACCAGCAGAAAAUGUCUUGGAGAGGUGGGUGUGAUGGGUAAGGGGACAUCCCCCACCCUGGCUGGUGUUUUGGGGUGCAGAGCAAGGACGGGCAGUCUUUGGCUUGGGGGGGAGGAUGCGACACUGGGGUGCUAAGCAGCUGCUGAAUGGUGCAGAGUUUGAAGCUCUUGGCUCAAAAAAACGGUGAAAAAAAGAAAAAGAAUGCCGAAGGGUUUGGGGUGAACGCUGCUGGGAGCGUCGGGGGGGUUGUGCAGCACCCCCGUUUCUCCGAGGCUCGGCGGUGUCACCCUCUGCAGCAAAGCCCGCCGCAGGUGUGCAUUGUCCCCGUGCUCAGGGUGCUCACAGGUGCGGCUUUGGAGGUGAUCCAAACUAGGGGUUACUUAGCAAAACCCCCCAAAAAAGGCAGAGUUUGGGGUUCUGGCCACUGUGCUGCUCUGCAGUGGGGCAGGAGGCCAAGUCAGGGAGGGUCAUGGCAGGGCAGGAUGGAUGGAUGGACACACAGAGAUGGCCAGAGCCUGCAAAAAAUCUCUGCUGGAAAGGGAAAAUGGCAGGGGGUGAAGAGGUGUGGGGGGGGUUGUGGUAGGUUUCUAAUAAAGAUUCAAACCCGAUUAAAAGCCCCUCGCUUCCCCCGGUAGCCACAGGGGCAAGUUGUGCCUGCAGAGCAGCCUGAGCCGGGCAGGGCCAGGCCUGGCCGCCUCCUCCUGCGGGUGAACAUUUCAUACCUGCGUGGGGCUGGGGACCAAAAUCCACUUGCUGUCUGUGUUUCAGCCUGGGAUCCAGCUCUCUGGGGUCUUGGCUUCCCACAGAGCUGAAGCAGGCAGCCCUCAGGAGCCAAAUGUGCUGAAUUUGGAGGCAGGCAGGAUUCUCUGGUGAUUUUACACCGGCUUUCCCGUUUGCAAACCCCUUCUCAGAGCAGCCAGGGGGGAAGCACCAAGCAGACAAAAGCAAAAUGCCCUUCGGGUUUUGGGGAGAUACCUUCCCCUUGCAGCGAGGAGCACCUUUCAAACAGCAUUUUUGGGGGGCGGGGUGGGGGGUUUGUAAGGGAACAAAUGUUGCAGCCGAGUUGUUUCUUCUCCUCUUGUGGGGUUUGAGUUCCCGAUCUGUGUGGGCUGGUCCCAUCCCUUCAGGUGGCUCCCUCGGGUUUCCCUGCUUUGUCUUCACCUCCAACACUUUGGUACUUGCUGUUGAGAGAGACAGAGAGAGAGAAAAAAGAAUUAUUUAUUUUUGAUGCCACAGAAGCCACAUGUAUUAACCCAUUUUUGGGAGAGCGACCUGUUUGAAAUGUAGAAGCUGUGUUGACCCCAGCAGCUCCAGGGUGAUCAGGUUUUAGGAAUGACACUGUUGGUGGUGGGUUUUUUUACCUCCUGGCUGGUCUCGGUUUAGCAAAUGGACAGGCUGUUUUUAUGGAGCUGGGUCCUUCCUGGAUUCCACCCAGCUGAGCAUCCCUUUGGAGAGAUGGCAGAGGGCUGGGAAGUUCGGGUGGGACGCCGUGCCCAUGCCCUUGCCAGCCACUCUGCUUUCUGCAAUAAUUAAAAAGACUUUUCCAACCAGUAGCUCUUGGCUUCCGUGGUGUUUCCGUAAUGUUCCACCCGCUUUUCCCGCCGUGAGAAGAUGAGCGUCGCCCUCGGUGGGCUGCGAGAAGAGGGCCCUCGGCAGAGCAGCCCCCAAGGGGAACUGUCUGGGCUCUUUGCAAGGCUGUGCAUCUUCUCAGAUUCUGGAUGACCUGGGUUUUUUGGCAGGUCUCGUUCCCCCAGGUCCAUUCCCCAUGUUCCCAUCCCGUGUCCUGCCCUCGCCAUUGUCCGUCAGUCUCUGUUCCUCCCGUCUUCCCUUUUUUUUUUUUCAGUUUUUUUUUCUUU
Messenger RNA from Pyrgilauda ruficollis (rufous-necked snowfinch), 3223 nucleotides. RefSeq names its product ADP ribosylation factor like GTPase 4C (gene ARL4C). Bases 179 to 757 code for a protein of 192 amino acids. NCBI's taxonomy places the organism in Eukaryota, Metazoa, Chordata, Aves, Passeriformes, Passeridae. The transcript has a single exon. The record is from RefSeq and is a predicted model, not a curated record. Gene Ontology annotation, molecular function: GTPase activity; GTP binding. Gene Ontology annotation, cellular component: cytoplasm. Gene Ontology annotation, biological process: endocytic recycling; intracellular protein transport.